AUGCACGGUGGUAGAAGCAACUGCUUUAUUUUCGCGAAAACAAAGUUCAAUAUGCAAAGUUUCUACAAUGCUUUCACAACAGCUGUCAUAUAA
Molecule: messenger RNA, 93 nt
Organism: Brugia malayi
Lineage: Eukaryota; Metazoa; Nematoda; Chromadorea; Rhabditida; Onchocercidae
Exons: 2
Coding region: 1-93 (30 amino acids)
Source: RefSeq, a predicted model, not a curated record